Molecule: messenger RNA, 813 nt
Organism: Triticum aestivum (bread wheat)
Lineage: Eukaryota; Viridiplantae; Streptophyta; Magnoliopsida; Poales; Poaceae
Exons: 2
Coding region: 1-813 (270 amino acids)
Molecular function (GO): protein binding
Source: RefSeq, a predicted model, not a curated record
AUGGCUGCGACAGGCGGCGGCACGGCGGCCGACCCUGUCUCGGGCGACAAUGGCUCCAGGCAUGGCGGGGCGACCCAGCCACGGGCGGCGGCGUGGGCUGCGGGCGCGGCGGCCGGCCCUGUUCGGAUGGCGGCGGUGGGCGGUGAUGCCGGCGUACAAUCUGGUUUCGGAUGGGCGACGGCAUGGAGGGCCUGGAGCGUUUCUCGCUCUCAAUCUCCCCUCAACGCUAACCCUCGAUCCCCUUCCACCACCUCCAUCCCCGUCCCCGACGAGCUCUUGGAGGAGAUCCUCCUCCGCCUGCCCACCCCGGAAGCGGUCGCCCGCGCCUCCGCCGCCUGCACAUCCUUCCGCCGCGUCAUCAAAGGCCGCCCCUUCCGCCGCUGCUUCCGCGCGCUGCACCGGCCUCCCCUCCUCGGCUUCAUGGAUGCGGCCGGAUUCCACCCCGCCCAGGCGCCGCACCCCUCCGCCCCGCUCGCCGGCGCCCUCGCCCCCUGCGCGGCCGAUUUCUCCUUCGUCCCGGCCGUCGUCUCUUCUGCCUCCGGCGUCCAAGAAGAUGACGGGGAAGGCCCCCGCUGGCGCCCCCGCGACGUCCGCGACGGCCGCCUCCUCCUCCAUUGGAGAUCCCUCCACCCCGGCUUCGUCCUCGACGUCUCUGAAGUAAGCAUCCUCAUGGGCUCCAGUGAGCUCGUUAGACACAAACGCUGUGCCCACCCCGAAUGGCGCAACGCCGCCGACUUCCACCUCGCCGUCUGUGACCCCCUGUCCAGCAGAUACAUGCUUCUUCCAACAAUACCAGAGGACCUCGCCGCCUAG